AUGGCCGACUUCUCCCUCGGCUCUGGCCCAGUUCCAGUCCCUGCUGCGUCUGUUAGACAUGAUUUAUGGUGGCGCCGGACUGUUCCCGCCACGGUGCCUCUCGCCUCCAUACAUCUUGAGCGCUGUUCGCCGCUCGGUGCCACAUGUGCACCUGUAACCAAAGGCCACGGUGCACAGCGGCCUCAUUACUGCGCUCACGGGGGCACCCAGCUGCUCCGCUGUCCUCACCCGACCCGCAGCCAGGACCGCCCCUGCCCCACGCUCCAGCACCUCGCUCCAGCACCUCGCUCCAGCACCGCGCUCCUGGGUGGUGAGUCAUGCACUGAGGUGGUUUCAGGUCAGACCGAGCCCAAGCUGAAGCAGGUCAGUGCCACAUAA
Messenger RNA from Knipowitschia caucasica, 378 nucleotides. The record is from the annotation of a GenBank genome assembly. NCBI's taxonomy places the organism in Eukaryota, Metazoa, Chordata, Actinopteri, Gobiiformes, Gobiidae.